GCCCCCGCCUCUCGGAGCCCGCUCCUCGCCGCCGCCGAGCCCUCUCACUUUGCCUCUGGCCUCUGGACGGCUGCCGGGCUGCGUGCAUCGGGGACCAGGGAGCCCUACCCACGGCGCCUCGGCUACCGCGCGCCCUCCGGGAGGCCGGCACCGCCUGGAGCCGCGGACACCCACUAAGAUUCCCGAAGAGCGAACCCGGGAGCGCGGGGCGGCGGCGGCACUGACACCGCGGGGGGACCCAGGCGGCGCGGGGCGCGAGCCCCGGGGGAGCGCGGGCCCCGACGGCGCGGCCAACCCGGUGCGCUCGGUGGCCAGGCCCCCGGGGCGGCCAGCCAUGACCUUCGGGCGCGGCGGGGCGGCCUCGGUGGUGCUGAACGUGGGCGGCGCCCGGUACUCGCUGUCCCGGGAGCUGCUCAAGGACUUCCCGCUGCGCCGUGUGAGCCGGCUGCACGGCUGCCGCUCGGAGCGCGACGUGCUCGAGGUGUGCGACGACUACGACCGGGAGCGCAACGAGUACUUUUUCGACCGGCACUCGGAGGCCUUCGGCUUCAUCCUGCUGUACGUGCGCGGCCACGGGAAGCUGCGCUUCGCGCCGCGGAUGUGCGAGCUCUCCUUCUACAACGAGAUGAUCUACUGGGGCCUGGAGGGCGCGCACCUGGAGUACUGCUGCCAGCGCCGCCUAGACGACCGCAUGUCCGACACCCACACCUUCCACGCCGCGGACGAGCUGGGCCGCGAGCAGGCUCGCCCCGCCGGGCCCGAGGCGGCUCCCUCCCGGCGCUGGCUGGAGCGCAUGCGGCGGACCUUCGAGGAGCCCACGUCGUCGCUGGCCGCGCAGAUCCUGGCCAGCGUGUCCGUGGUGUUCGUGAUCGUGUCCAUGGUGGUGCUGUGCGCCAGCACGCUGCCCGACUGGCGCGCGGCGGCCGCCGACAACCGCAGCCUGGAUGACCGGAGCAGGUACUCCGCCGGCCCUGGGAGGGAGCCCUCCGGGAUAAUUGAAGCUAUCUGCAUAGGCUGGUUCACUGCAGAGUGCAUCGUGAGGUUCAUCGUCUCCAAAAACAAGUGUGAGUUUGUCAAGAGACCCCUGAACAUCAUUGACUUACUGGCAAUCACGCCCUAUUACAUCUCUGUGCUAAUGACAGUGUUCACAGGCGAGAACUCUCAACUCCAGAGGGCUGGAGUCACCCUGAGGGUCCUCCGAAUGAUGAGGAUCUUCUGGGUGAUUAAGCUGGCCCGGCACUUCAUUGGUCUGCAGACAUUGGGUUUGACUCUCAAGCGAUGCUACCGAGAGAUGGUUAUGUUGCUUGUCUUCAUCUGUGUUGCCAUGGCGAUCUUUAGUGCACUUUCUCAGCUUCUUGAACAUGGGUUGGACCUGGAAACAUCCAACAAGGACUUCGCCAGCAUCCCCGCUGCCUGCUGGUGGGUGAUCAUCUCCAUGACUACAGUUGGCUAUGGAGAUAUGUAUCCUAUCACCGUGCCUGGAAGAAUUCUUGGAGGAGUUUGUGUUGUCAGUGGGAUUGUUCUGUUGGCAUUGCCUAUCACUUUCAUCUACCAUAGCUUUGUACAGUGUUAUCACGAGCUCAAGUUUAGAUCGGCUAGAUAUAGUAGGAGCCUCUCGGCUGAGUUUCUGAAUUAAUGUGUUGCAAAUCAAUCCUUGCUCACACUUCAUUUGAUUGAGAGUUGACAUGACUUCUUAUUCCUGUGUUUCUCCCUGGGUGAGCUGUGCAGUAGCAUUGUCGUCGUGUUGGUGGGGUGAACGAUAUUCUUUCCAGUUGGAGGGAUAAAACAGUCUCCUUGUGGAGUAAGCAGGACAGGGACCACACACACAGAGUGACACCGAGAGUAAACUUUGGUUCCUGGCUUUGUUUGGUCUUGGCUUUGCCUUGGCUCUCACAGCUCUGUUGUUGUGGGAUGUUGUUGAGCACAUUAUUUGAACACUUUAAAGACACCAUUCUCCAAAAGCUUUUCCGUCUUAACGAAUUCAGAAGAAGCUUGGAACUUAACAGUGUUAUUUUUGAGACUAACAUUUUCGUUUCUAAAUGUUUUAUAAUUUCUCAUAUCAAUGUCAGAAGUAUCCUGGAAACAUAUGUCACAUGUGGGAACUGUUUAACAAAUACUUUAAAAAGUUGGCCCAAAUUUAAACUGUAUCGUGGAGCUAGAGACAUGCAAAAAUAUUAUUUGAAGAAACUUUGCACCCUUCUCUAUCCUCCGCUUAGUUUUUGUGCCUGCCGCUUCCCUUACCUUAACAACUUCAUGGGACCCCAAGUGCGUCUUUUCUCUUCCUAGCUGGGUUCCCCGCUCUCCUGAAAUAACUUCCAAAGAGUGUGUGAUAACGGAGAGAGUUGUGUUUUUUUGGGUAAUCUUAGAAUCCAACAUUCAGAUGGCCAAGAUUUUCUAACAUAAAAUGAUAACAGAAAUGGUUUGACACUCUCAGUGUUAGAACCCAUAACUCUCCACUUUCCCCUCAGUCCCACGCGUUUCAAAGACGAGAAGGUACUUAUUUAGCCUUUGGCACAGCAGUCACACUUGGGUGUUGUCUAGUGAAAGGAGAAAUGUUCCUUAGGUUGGUGUCACUCUUAGCCAGCAGUGAAGACACAAUCGUUGGUCCUCAUCCCCCAUCACUGUGAAUCAGUUUACACGGAAACCCUUCUUGUCAGGGUCUCAGCGAAGCGGCCGCUUUGCUCCAUCAAGGUCACUAGUGUUGAGCUGCUCAAAAGCGAUGGCCCUUUAGCGCUGAAUUUUCACACUGCAAAUGAGACUGUGGAGUUUCCGAUACCACCUUAAUAAAGAAAUCACGUGAGCCACA
Messenger RNA from Mesocricetus auratus (golden hamster), 2806 nucleotides. RefSeq names its product potassium voltage-gated channel modifier subfamily G member 3 (gene Kcng3). Gene Ontology annotation, biological process: potassium ion transmembrane transport; protein homooligomerization. Gene Ontology annotation, molecular function: protein binding; delayed rectifier potassium channel activity. The record is from RefSeq and is a predicted model, not a curated record. Bases 335 to 1636 code for a protein of 433 amino acids. Gene Ontology annotation, cellular component: membrane; voltage-gated potassium channel complex. The transcript has 2 exons. Lineage: Eukaryota; Metazoa; Chordata; Mammalia; Rodentia; Cricetidae.